CCCAGCUCUCCGCCGCCCAUACAGGUUCGCUUUCCUCGACUUUCGAAAGCGCACACACAACCCACCAACAUAUUUUCCCCGAGUCCGUCUUUUUUGAGAAACCCAUUUGCCUCUUGAGAUUCCGUCUCCCUCGUCCGCCCAAGAUGCCCAUAACAACUAACCGACCGGUUCCCGCUCCUUAUCCCGUCAGAGUUCACCAUUACCUCCCGUCGUCAUCAUCCUCGUCUUCCUCGCCCGCCCCGCACCCUGUCCAAACCUACGAGCACCUCAUUUCUUGGCCAUCAUCAUCAUCAUCAACAACAACAACAACAACAACAACGUCAGCGGCCCAACCGCCGCGAAACGCCCUCGUCUUCAUCGGCGGCCUGGGCGACGGCCCGCACACGAUCCCCUACGUCCGGAGACUGGCCGAGCACCUCGACGGGGCCGGAACCGGGGCGGGGGCGGGCUCGUACGCCGUGUUCGAGGCCCGGCUGUCGAGCGCGUUCUCCGGGUACGGGCACGCGUCGCUCGCGCAGGACGCCCGCGAGAUCGCCGACCUCGUCCGCUACCUCCGCCGCGGCGGCGGCGGCGGCGGCGGCGGCGGCGGCGGCGGUCCGGGCGUGGACAAGGUGGUGCUCAUGGGCCACAGCACGGGGUGUCAGGACUGCCUCGAGUACGCGGUGCGGGCGGGGUACGCGGCGGCGGCGGGGAAGAAGGAGGAGGGCGAGGGCGGGGAGGAGGAGACGUGGGUGGACGGGCUGGUGCUGCAGGGCCCCGUGUCGGACCGGGAGGCGGUCCGGCUGUCGGAGGACGGAGCAGAGGUGGAGCGGUCGCUGCGGGUCGCGGAGGAGAUGGUCAGGGAGGGGAAGGGAGGGGAGGUGAUGGAGAUGGAGGUGAUGCCGAAGGGCUGGAGGGGCACCCCCGUCACUGCGUACCGGUGGGCUUCACUGGUCGGGGUUGGCGGCGACGACGACUACUUCUCGUCGGACCUUCCCGACAGCAAGCUAGAGGAAAUCUGGGGCAAGCUGAAGCAGCCCGUCCUGAUCGUUCCUUCCGAGAAGGACGAAUGGGUGUCUCCAGAGGCCGACGUCACGGGCUUGGUCAACAAGUGGAAGAGCUUCUGCAAACCGGGCAUUGCGAGCGACCUCAGUGGGCUUAUCCCCGGCGCAAAUCACCGGGUGGACAAUGAGGCCGGGCAGCAGUGGCUUUUUGACCGCGUAGCCCGCUUCUUGGCUCAGCUCGGGGAGACACAGUGAGAGACGGGAUAUUACGGAUCACAUAUAACGAUAGACGGGGAGAAGGAAAGUCGGCCGGAUCUCGCGGGACUCGGCGAUCGGGGAACUCUGAGAUACGAGCGUAGUGUGAUGUAAUGCUUGUACGGAGUAAUUACACGCACAAUGGCAACUGCCCUUGUGUGCAACUUUGUGCGUACGACCCCACCGACGUGGCCCGCCGAGCCCCGCUGCUAUCGGCGACAGUGAUAGCGGGGACCCUUCAAAGGGUAUCCAAGUUCGGCGACUGGAAUCCCGCAUUACGAGUACUCUACCAAACGGAGGGGGGAACGUUGCUAUAUCACUAGGCC
Messenger RNA from Thermothelomyces thermophilus ATCC 42464, 1564 nucleotides. RefSeq lists its product as uncharacterized. Lineage: Eukaryota; Fungi; Ascomycota; Sordariomycetes; Sordariales; Chaetomiaceae. The transcript has 2 exons. Bases 144 to 1238 code for a protein of 364 amino acids. The record is from RefSeq and is a predicted model, not a curated record.